Notechis scutatus (mainland tiger snake) is the source of this 2925-nucleotide messenger RNA. The record is from RefSeq and is a predicted model, not a curated record. Lineage: Eukaryota; Metazoa; Chordata; Lepidosauria; Squamata; Elapidae.
AUGAAGAUGUUACAUCCAGAACUUGUGGUUUGCAUUCCUACAGGGUUUCCUGAAUUGAAAAAUGACACUUUCUUGCGAGCAGCACACGGAGAAGAGACAAAAUACACUCCUGUUUGGUGCAUGAGACAGGCAGGAAGAUACCUGCCAGAAUUCCGUGAGACUCGAGCAGCUCAGGAUUUCUUUGCAACCUGUCGCUCACCAGAGACAUGCUGUGAACUCACACUGCAACCUCUACGACGCUUUCCUUUUGAUGCUGCCAUCAUCUUCUCUGACAUCUUGGUGGUGCCUCAGGCACUGGGCAUGGAGGUGGUGAUGGUGCCAGGAAAAGGGCCCACAUUUCCAGAACCACUAAAGGAAGUAGAGGACCUGCUGAAGCUUCGGCAGAAGGUCGAUGUGGCAACAGAACUGGCCUAUGUCUUCCAGGCUAUCACACUGACACGGCACAGAUUGGAAGGGAAGGUGCCUCUGAUCGGCUUCUCUGGUGCCCCAUGGACUUUGAUGUCCUAUAUGAUUGAAGGUGGUGGCUCCAACACAAUGGCCAAAGCCAAGGCCUGGCUCUACCGGCAUCCUGAGGCCAGCUAUCGGCUGCUCACUUUAUUGACUGAUGUUAUUGUGGAAUAUCUGGUGAGACAGGUGGCUGCAGGUGCUCAGGCUCUGCAGGUUUUUGAGUCCCACGCAGGACAUCUGGGGCCAGACCAGUUUGCAGAGUUUGCCCUCCCAUUCAUUCGGUCCAUUGCCAAAGGUGUGAAGAAUAAGCUACAAGAAAAUGCUCUCCCUGCAGUGCCAAUGAUCAUCUUUGCUAAGAAUGCCCACUAUGCAUUGGAGGAUUUGGCACAGUCUGGAUACGAAGUGGUUAGCCUGGACUGGACCACAUGUCCUCAAGAGGCUCGCCAGCGGACUGGAAGAACCGUUACCUUACAAGGGAAUUUAGAUCCAUGUGCUCUAUAUGCAUCCAAGGAGAAGAUCGGGGAGCUGGUAAAAAAGAUGUUGGAAGGCUUUGGCUCCCAGCGUUACAUUGCCAACUUGGGCCACGGUCUCUAUCCUGACAUCAACCCAGAACACGUAGGGGCUUUUGUGGAUGCUGUGCACAUGCAUUCUUGCAAUCUGAACAAAUGUUCUUAAGAGACUCGGAGGAAACAAUCCAUAAGCAAAAAGAAAAGAAAUGGGUCAUCUGCUAAGCAAAUGUAUCUGUCAUUGAGAGGGAACAUCCUGGAAAGGAUCUCGGUGUAAUUAGCUACAAAGGCUGCAGCAGGAACUGGCAAAAGGAACCGGGGAGUUGCAGGUUUUUCACACACGUUAUCUUCUUCUCAGCCUCUACCAUAGAAAAUGGAUUCAUUAUGAAACAUAUAUUGUCCCAACUGUGUACUGUUUAUCCCCAAAUUGCUCCUAUUGAUUACAAAACUAAUCCGAGUGCCUCCGACAAUCAAUGAACACCUUUUAUUGUAAUUGAACUUCAGCUGUCCUUCCGUACAGGAUUUGGCUGUCUUGUCUUGCUUCCUACCCAUCUGUUUCUUGCAGCAAUGUUUUUUUUUUAUUAUUAUUUGAGUUGCUUUUAAUAUUCAGAAGUACCACAAGAUGUGGGGAGGAGGAGAUAGGCCUCAUGCAUAUUCCUGAAUGGCCUGCUUCUGCAGGCUAAGUAUCCUGUGUCUGAGAAAGGGAUAAUCUGUCCCCUUUUAGCUUAUAUGCAAAUUAUCUUGUUUAUCCCAGAAAAGGAAAAACUAUUUCCAUACAGAAUAUGGAACUGUAACCUCUCCCUAGUCCCAUCUCAGUAGCAGCACAGAUUUUCUCUGAAUGGCUCUCCUUUUGAAGGAUUUCUGACUGGCAGCAUUAAUGGACUGAUACCAAAAGGGCUGGAGUGAUACAACGAAGUCUUCCUUCCUUUUUUUUUUUUUUUAUUAAACAUCAGAUCAAGAAGUUGUACAUACAAAAUAAAGAGACAGAAGAAUGAUACUUUUAUGGCAACAAAUACUGGGUGAGUAGGGCUUAUCUGGUCUUCCAACCAGUUUCUCAGGAUUUUUUUUUUAAAAAAAAACAACAAACGAAAACAAAACAAAACCGGAGUCAGACAGUACGUAAUUUUAAUCCACAUUUCCUAAACUACGCUUCAUCUUAACCCCUGCCCCCAUCCAUUCCCUCCCUGCCCCUUUUAGAACUAAGAUGCACUGGAACAGGGGAACACAAAGACAUUUAGAAAAGGGGAAAAAAACUAUUCUGCUCCUGCUACGCUCCAUUUAAACAUUCAGAUGGAGGCAAAGCAGUAGUAGGAGAUCAAGUAGCAGAAACUAUGGCGGAAAGCUGUCCUCAAGAAGGCACCAACCUAAGCAGAGGCCAGCAAAGACAGUAGUUUUGAAAUGAAAUUGAAAAUAAAGACUCACAUGCAGGCUAAUUGCUCCUGCUCUUCAAGGUGACCAAAAUGAAAUAAAAACAGAAGACCCUUUCUAAAUUCAUAGAGUAAUACAUCUCUUGCACAAAUCAAUUCGUUUGCAUUUGGAGAAAGGCCAAAAAUAGAGCAUUUUGCACUAUGGGCUGAACCGGCUAACAGUCUUGUUCCAGCUUCCUGGGGUCAUGUUGUGUCCCAUAUACGGAGCCAUGGUACAAAGUAGCAGUCAAGUAAUGUGCUGUGGCUUUUAGCCAGUGGGCCGAAUCCACACCCUGAUGGCCUUGAAAUGCUGAGGUGUAUCUGGCUUUGCGGUUUCCACCUUGGUCUCCUCUCUUCCAAGGUUGCGUGUUGUGGUAGGUCUGCUCAAGCUUUUGUUUAUUUUUCCAUUAGUCAAAUCCCACCCACUUGUCUUUUGUUAUUUUUUUUUUGCCAACAAUGCUGGGGUAAAAACCUGAGAAACGUUCACAUUUCUCGGGUUUGGAAAUGCUUAGCCCAGCCCACAACACAUUUCAAGUAUCCCCAAACAAACAAAAACAAACAAAAAA